AGCACCUCUGCCGCCGGUUUUCCCUGUGCACUUCCACACUGUCUAUGGAAAAGGGCUAUUUCCCAUUCCAAAAAGAAGACUCAUUUUUAACAAGCCAAAAAAAAGCAGGAGAAGAAAAAAAAAAAGCAAAGCAAAGGAGGAAUUCAGGCAACAAGGAGCAUAGCAGGAAGGAACUGAGAGACAUCCAGCACCUCCUGUGAUCCUCCCCCUUAAUUAAAGGAGAGAGAGAAAGAGACGACAAGAGAGAAAACGGAAGGCACUGGAGUAUUCGUUUUUUUCUUUCGUUUCAUUUUUUUCUUCUUCCUCAUUGUGGUGCUGGGAGGUGUGUCGUCCUUUCACCUGUUUGCGCUCUCCAUCAUCUGCCUCCUGAUUUAUUUCUCCAUCUACCUGGUGUACAAUUUCGUCUACCUAUGACACGCUCCAGAGUGUGGAAGCGCAGGGAGAGGGUCUUUUCUGCGUCCGUUCCUCACGCUCGGUUUCCUGUUGCCCUCGGGUUCCACUUUGCGCCGGCUUCUCUCCUUCAUCGGUCGCUUCUCUCCAUCUCCUCGCAGGCCACCAUCCUGCCCUCGUCCGGAAAAAAAAAAAAAAUCUGAUUCUGAAUCAAAGUCGGACAGAAUUCUGAAAAAUAGCAACUCCUGUCUUUUGCAUUUCUCCUGCUUUUGUUCUUUCAUUCAUUUUCCCUUUUCUUUUCCUUCUCUUGGUCUUCCACUACCUCCCCUGUCACAUCACUCCCUUUUCUUUCUGGGGACGCUUUAAAGUUCCUAUAGAUAUUAAUGAGAUACUACAGAAAUGGUUAGAAUGUGACACGAAAAGGAGUCAGCUCAUACCGCAGGUGAUAUCCAAAGAAAUCUGACGGACACUUGAAGAACUGCAUAAAUCAAAGAGCUAAGGAAAUUUAGCGCUUUCUUCGAAAUCGAACUCUUUUCUUUAAAGUGUAAAGACAAAAGAACUCAAUGGAUGACGCUCUUUCACAAAUGUAUGAAGUUUCAGGACACAGCUACGCUACGAGUUAAAAUGAACUGAUAAACGACAAUUUCGCCUGCAAGCUGUGUUUUUAUUUGAUUUGAUUUUUUUAAUUUGUGUUCCUCAUCUCAUGUUUUUUGGCCAGUGGAAGAUGUGUCCAGAGACCUAGGCCUCAGAGACACAACAGAUAUCUUUUGGACUUUUUUCCUGAUUGAUCACUGGACUCAUUCAUCUGUUGUCUUCAACCGGGAACUACAGUAGGGCCGAAUUACUUCAAUCUCCCUCUGGAACCUGUUUUCAACACCAGUCCCUCUUUCUACGGUGUGCUCCUCCUUGUGCUGCUUCCUCGGUCAGUCAUCCUUUCAUCCGAGGCUAUGAAUGGAAGUGAGGAGUCCCAGCUCACACCAUCAUGCCAGAGUUGAGGAGAGAGGAUGACAGUUGGGCUGGCAAUGUUCAAGAGACUGCGCCUUCACUGCUCCGCCAUGCUUGUCAGCCUCCGCCUCUUCUUCUUUCCCGUUUCUGCCGGACGCUGGGCCCUUCUCUUCCCCUCUCUCCUCCCCUCGCCUCCCAGGUUCCCCCUCUCAUCCCUCUCCCUCUCUUUCUCCCUCCUCCUGCUCUCGCUCCUCCUCCUCUUCCCAGCCUGCGAGUCACGGCGGGGAGGCGGGGCCGGCGGUGGCGGGGCUGCUGGAGGGGGCGGAGUCAGCGGCAGCGCCCGUGGCCACUCCAUCGUGGCCCCGCCCCACUAUCCUCCGGCGCCUGUGAGUCCUGUGGUAGCACCGCUGCCACCCAAGUUUGCUCAGGGCCUUAGCAUCGCCGUCAUCCUGGUGGGCAACUCCAGCGAAGUGACGCUGGCCGAGGGUCUGGAGAAGGAGGACUUCCUCCACGUGCCACUUCCGCCGAAGGUGGAUCUGGUCACAAUGAAUGAGACAGACCCCAAGAGCAUUAUCAACCGCAUCUGCGCACUCAUGUCCCGUAACUGGAUCCAGGGAGUGGUGUUUGGCGAUGACACCGACCAGGAGGCCAUUGCCCAGAUCCUGGACUUCAUCUCAGCCCAGACGCACAUCCCCAUCCUGGGCAUCCGAGGGGGGUCAUCCAUGAUCAUGGCUGCAAAGGAUGACCACUCAAUGUUCUUCCAGUUUGGGCCAUCGAUCGAGCAGCAAGCCUCCGUCAUGCUCAACAUUAUGGAGGAGUAUGACUGGUACAUCUUCUCCAUUGUCACCACUUACUACCCUGGAUACCAGGACUUCGUCAACAGGAUCCGGAGUACAAUAGAGAACAGCUUUGUAGGUUGGGAACUGGAGGAGGUGCUGCUUCUGGAUAUGUCAGUGGACGAUGGGGACUCUAAGAUUCAGAACCAGAUGAAAAAGCUCCAGAGCCCUGUUAUACUGCUCUACUGCACUAAAGAAGAGGCCACCACCAUUUUCGAGGUGGCACAUUCCGUGGGCCUCACUGGAUAUGGUUACACCUGGAUCGUACCAGCGUUGGUAGCGGGGGAUGCCGACAAUGUGCCGACUGUCUUUCCUACAGGCCUGAUCUCUGUGUCCUAUGAUGAGUGGGACUAUGGGCUGGAGGCCCGCGUACGUGAUGCCGUAGCCAUCAUUGCCAUGGCGACCUCCACCAUGAUGCUGGACAGAGGUCCCCACACGCUGCUGAAAUCAGGUUGCCAUGGUGCGCCUGACAAGAAAGGCACGAAGGGAGGAAACCCCAAUGAAGUGCUGAGAUACCUCAUGAACGUGACAUUUGAGGGGCGAAAUCUCUCCUUCAGUGAGGAUGGAUAUCAGAUGCACCCCAAGCUGGUUAUUAUUUUGCUAGAUAAGGAAAGGCAGUGGGACAGAGUGGGCAAAUGGGAGAAUGGCUCCCUUACUAUGAAGUAUCACGUGUGGCCGCGCUUUGAGCUCUACUCGGAUGCUGAGGAGAGGCAGGACGACCACCUGUCGAUCGUCACUCUGGAGGAGGCUCCGUUUGUCAUCGUCGAGGACGUGGACCCCCUCAGCGGCACAUGCAUGAGGAACACAGUGCCCUGCAGAAAGCAGCUCAAAGCCCAAAACCAAACUGGAGAUUCUGGGAUUUAUAUCAAGCGCUGCUGUAAGGGCUUCUGUAUAGACAUCCUCAAGAAGAUCGCCAAGUCGGUCAAGUUCACCUAUGACCUCUACCUGGUGACCAACGGGAAGCAUGGCAAAAAGAUCAAUGGAACGUGGAACGGCAUGGUUGGCGAGGUGGUGUUCAAGAAUGCCCAUAUGGCGGUGGGCUCUCUGACCAUCAAUGAGGAAAGGUCAGAGGUCAUUGACUUCUCUGUGCCCUUCAUAGAAACGGGUAUCAGUGUCAUGGUCUCGCGUAGCAACGGCACUGUAUCCCCUUCUGCUUUUCUUGAGCCCUUUAGUGCUGAUGUAUGGGUGAUGAUGUUCGUGAUGCUUCUGAUCGUCUCAGCAGUGGCUGUCUUUGUAUUUGAGUACUUCAGCCCCGUCGGCUAUAACCGCUGUCUCGCAGAUGGCCGAGAGCCGGGUGGUCCCUCGUUCACCAUCGGUAAGGCCAUAUGGCUGCUCUGGGGUCUGGUGUUCAACAACUCUGUGCCCGUCCAGAACCCUAAGGGCACCACCAGCAAGAUAAUGGUGUCGGUGUGGGCCUUCUUCGCUGUCAUCUUCCUGGCCAGCUACACAGCUAACCUUGCCGCCUUCAUGAUCCAGGAGGAGUACGUUGACCAGGUGUCCGGCCUCAGCGACAAAAAGUUCCAGCGCCCAAACGACUUCUCUCCCCCAUUCCGGUUUGGCACAGUUCCCAAUGGUAGCACGGAAAGGAACAUUAGGAACAACUACAAAGAGAUGCACAGCUACAUGACCAGUUUCCACCAGAAAAACGUUGACGAGGCCCUCCAGAGCUUGAAGACUGGCAAACUGGAUGCCUUUAUCUAUGAUGCCGCCGUGCUGAACUACAUGGCGGGCAGAGACGAGGGCUGCAAGCUCGUGACGAUUGGGAGUGGUUAUAUAUUCGCCACCACGGGUUAUGGCAUUGCCAUCCAGAAAGACUCAGGCUGGAAGAGACCAGUGGACCUCGCCAUUCUGCAGCUGUUUGGAGAUGGUGAGAUGGAGGAACUAGAAGCGCUGUGGCUGACUGGGAUCUGUCACAAUGAGAAGAAUGAGGUGAUGAGCAGCCAGCUGGACGUGGACAACAUGGCUGGUGUCUUCUACAUGCUGGGGGCGGCCAUGGCACUGUCGCUCAUCACCUUCAUAGCCGAGCACCUGUUCUACUGGCAGCUGCGCUUCUGCUUCAUGGGAGUAUGCUCGGGCAAGCCUGGCAUCACCUUCUCCAUCAGCAGGGGCAUCUACAGCUGCAUCCAUGGUGUUCAGAUCGAGGAGAACAAGUCGGGCCUCAACUCCCCCUCGGCCACCAUGAACAUGAACAACACCCAUUCCAACAUCCUUCGCCUGCUCCGCACCGCCAAAAACAUGACCUCUGUUCCUGGGGUCAACGGCUCCCCACACAGUGCCCUGGACUAUGGCCACCGUGAGUCGGCUGUAUAUGACAUUAGCGAACAUAGGCGCAGUCUGGUGAGCCAUGCUGACUGCAAGCCCCCACCACCAUAUUUGCCUGAAGAUAAUAUGUUCAGCGACUACGUGAGUGAUGUGGAGAGGACUUUUGGGAACUUGCACCUGAAAGACAGUAACCUGUACCAGGAUCAUUACCUGCACCACCACGGGGGCACGGGAUCCGGACUGGCUCUGGGUAUGUCGGGUCCCUUGCCUAACCGACCUCGUAGCUUAGGGAGUGCCAGUUCUUUGGAGGGCGGGAUGUACGAUUGCGACAGCUUAGGGGGAGGGGUAGCACCCAUCUUCACCACCCAGCCCCGCCAGUCACUGACACACAGGAACAGGGAAAAGUUUGACUUGAUCGCGGGCCACCCGACCCAGUCGAGCUUCAAGUCCGGCCUGCCCGAUCUGUACGGGAAGUUCUCCUUCAAAGGUGGGGCAUCCAGUUCAGGGUUUAUUGCGGGACAUGACAGGUACUGCGGGGGAGGCGGGGCGGGCUCGGGCGGGGAUGACGGCAAUAUCCGCUCAGAUGUGUCGGAUAUUUCCACUCACACCGUGACCUAUGGCAAUCUGGAAGGCAAUGCCAAGCGGCGCAAGCAGUACAGGGACAGCCUGAAAAAGAGGCCGGCAUCCGCCAAGUCCCGACGCGAGCAUGAUGAGAUCGAACUGGGCUUCAGGAGGCGCACCCAUCACACCAUCCACCACCACCACCAUCACCACCACCCAGUCACACAGGGACACCGUUCAGCCACGCCACCUGUGGAACGCAAGAGCCAAAGAGGGGCCAACUGCUCCUUGUACAUGUUCCGUGACAAAGAGAAUAUGAGGGACUUCUACGUGGACCAGUUCAGAUCCAAGGAUGGGGCGUCACCAUGGGAUUUAAGUGAUGCUCCCGGAAUGGGCGGCGGAGGGGGUCUGGGUGGGGGCGGAUGUGGAGGCGUAGUCGGCAGUGGUGGUGGCGGGGGAGCGUGCACUAGUUUGGUCCCCGUGGACGAUUUCUUGAAAGGUAAAUCCAAGAAGACAGAGUGUAAGGGUGGAAUGGGAGGAGGAGGAUCUCCUGGGCAGCAGGGCCAUGCAUGCUGGGAAAAGAACAUUGGAGGGGUGGGUGGGUUGGCUGGCGGGGAUUGGGAAUGCCGUAACUGCCACAGCGGAGGGGUUGGAGGCGGAGGUGGAGGAGGCAAGCCUAUUUGCAUGCACGGGGGAGGAGUCGGUGGGGCCUACCCAGCAGCUGGGGGUAGUGGGGGAUCCAGUGGGGGAGGUGGGGGGAGUGGACAAGUCUCCAGCCGCCCGAGUUCGGCCACCUGCAAGCGAUGCGAUUCGUGCAAGAAGCCGGGCAACUUGUACGACAUCAGUGAGGACAACCAUCUCCUCCUGGAUCAGAUAGGGAGCAAGUUCUCUAUGGAGGGGGGGAAAGGGAACGGCAGUGGUGGAGGGGCCCAAACCCAGGUGCAGAGGCGCAAGUUCGGCCCAGGGGGCAGGGUCUUGCGCAGACAGCAUUCCUAUGACACAUUCGUAGACCUGCAGAAAGAAGGGCAAGGCAGAAUGGGAGGCUCAGGAGGGUUUGGAGGCGGUGGAGGUGCCUCCAUGCUGCCUCCACCCCGGAGCGUGAGCCUGAAAGAAAAAGAUCGCUACAUGGAAGGUGCAAGCCCCUAUGCGCAGAUGUUCGAGCGGUAUGCGGGAGGGGAGACAUCCUUUUUUUCCGCCGGGGACCGGGAGAAGGGCGGGGGCUCGUCGUUUAGCUUGUUCCGUGGGGGUGAAGGUGGGUUGCACCGUCGCUCGGUAGGCGAGAGAGACAUGAGGGACAGAGAUAGAGGCAUGAUGGGAGGAGGAGGUAUGGGCGGUACCCGACGGGUCGGGACUUACUCCUUGUCUAAAUCUCUCUACCCAGAUAAGGUGAACCAGAACCCAUUCAUCCCAACCUUCGGUGAUGACCAGUGCCUAUUACAUGGCGCCAAAUCGUACUACGUCAAAAAGCAGCAGACACAGCCGCAGCAGCAACAGACGCAACAACAGCAACAGCUCCUCAACAACAACCGGGCUGACUUCCGAGGCUCCAUGGGGGUGACUUCCUAUUUACCGGCCUCUGCCUCUGCUGGGGUCAUGUCCAACGUGGGACCCCGGUUCCCCAAGGAGCUGUGCAUGGGCGGGCCCCUCGGCAACCAUCAUGGAGCAGGAGCAGGCAACAACAAGCUGCUGUCAGCAAGGGAUGGGUUAGGCAUUGGGCAAGGACAGAGACCAUUCAACGGCUCUAGUAAUGGACAUGUAUACGAGAAGCUCUCCAGCAUUGAGUCUGAUGUCUGAGGAUGGAUCACGAGCCAGAGAGAGACAGACAGAGAGAGAAAGAGAGUGAGGCUGAAGGAGAAAUGGAAAGUCAAACGAAGGAGGCUGCAGACAUCGAGAGCGAUAAGGGAAUAAACCAACAGAGAGUGUCUACCAACUUUGUAUUUUAACGUUUGCAAAAAGGAAGAGGAAGAAAGCGAACAAGAGGAAAUGACCCAUGCUUUAAACAGGUGGAUGGAGAGCUUUUGGGGCCAAGUUUGUAAAUAGAGAUAAGGAACCUGCUCACAGAUGAGAAUAAAAAGCUGAAGCCCUAUACGUAUCCCUCUCUUUUAUCCUCUCACCUUUUUCUUACCCCUUCCAUUUUUUCUGCUCCUUACGCCAAAAUGAAAUGUCUGAUCCAGCUUAGGUACGGAGACACAGUACAAUCAUGAAUGGAGAUCGGUUAGAGGUUCUCAUGAGAAAAAACAGGGUAAAACUUACAAUAACUGUAUUGAUAAUGUUGUUAACAAUAAUAUUAGAUAUAAUUACAAUGUUUAUGAUGUUCAGUUUGGGCUUGAUUUCUGGAUGUUAUAUGCUGUUAUAUAUUUGUACUCUAGUUAAAAUUCUUUGUUAGCACACCACUUUGCAGCUUCUUAUUUGAUCAUGGGAUCUUAUCUGAUCUUAUUUGUCAAUUGUGCUUGCAUUGUCGUGUGUCAAUGUGCCAUUCUGCCCUGAUGUGAAACUCCAGGACCAUGCAGAAUGUGCUAUCUGCCAGAGACAAUGCCAAGCUAGAAAAAACCUAGUCAAACUUGGUUUCCUUUAAGAUUCUUUACUAUGAAUUUUUCAUGUUCAUUUUACUUCUGAUAUGGAGUGCUGUAAAACGUACGUGUAAGGCAUGAUUUGCAAAGUACUUCAGCUGUACUUGAGAUUGUUGUGAAAGACAUUUAUUAUGAUCUCUUCUUAUGUUUUUCCAAUUUUUAUAACAUUGCAUUAUUAUCAAUUAGACAUUGGUUUAAUACACUGCACAUUAUGUGCCUUAUCAGAAGGCCCAGAAUUCUAAUUAUAUUGCCAUGGUAACGUUCUGGUCACUGCACACAGAUUGGGCAUUGGCUGAUUCAUCUAUUAUUCUGGAAUUAUCCUCAUUUUGAUGUAAUCACCUGACAUGGAAUAUUCAGUGUAUAGCAAAUUCUAGACACAAACCUGAGUGGAUUCAUUAGUCUUAGAGCUGAGUUUCUUAAGCAACUAAUGAAAUGAAGUGAAAACCAGGAAAGGAUAUGUGUAAGGGGUUAUAGAUCAAUGCUCAGUGCAUUGGUUGUCUCAUACAAAGAUUAGCUGCAGGGUGUUUAUUUUAAAAGCAUGAAAAUGAAAAACCAGUUAAUCCUCUCCAUUAUCCCCCCAUCUCUUAAGCAAGUAGAAGGCCUAUAUUGUGCAAAUUAAAACCAGUAUCAUGGUUUUGUUACUCCUACAGUACACCUUUUUUUUAAUAUUAUUUUAUUUAUUUAUUCAUUUUUACAGUUGUAUCUUUGGGAAGCACUUGGCCCACAGUGAGCUGGUUGUUAUGGGAUAUAAUGAAAGAACUCUUUGUCUCAGCAUCUCCUUGUUGUGUUUUUUAAUGUAAAUAUUCAGUUUUUCCACAUUGUAUAAUGUGCAGACAGCAAGGAUGUACAUUUAGAAAAUUGUGAUUUGCUAAAUUAUGAUGUGAGUUAAACAGAUAUACUUCAACAUGCCAACAAAUAUCUAAAUUUGAAAAUUACAGUUUAUACUUGAUUUAUUAUCAUUACAAAUUUCACAGAUGGUAACCUGAAUAGCUCUUGUAGGGACAUGAAUCAGAAUAACCCUCCUUGGUUAGAUAAUGAAUGGGUGAGUUUUGCCUCCACUUCAGUUUCUUACCUUGGUUGUAUGUUAUUAUGUAAGAUUGGCACUGUUUGUUUAUUCCUCACUAAACAUGUUUCGGUGGAAACAGUGCUUACUAAUUAAGAGUUUAACAAAAUCUUUAUUAUUUAUGUUCGUAAGGCCUACCACUCCUAAACAGCCUAAGCCAAAAUGCCAUUUCUUGACCACUCCAAGUUUGUGACAGUUUACGCUUUAUAACCUCUAUUUUAAUACGUAAUCAAGAUAUUUUGUCUGGUAUUAUUGGAAAAUGGGCUAAAUUUACCAAAAAAAAAAAAAAAAAAAAGCUCAUUUUUAAAGUAGCCAGUCAUUAAAACAGACCUGUCAGCUAGCUCUUUCAGUUCCACAUAUAAUGAGAAUGUGCACUUUUUAGUGAUAUUAAUUCUGUUAAGUUUCAUAUUUACUUUUGGUUAACAUUAUUUUCAAAGCCACUAGUGAACACACAACCUGGAAGUAAAGUUAUUCCUCCAUGUGUCAGUAGAUCUCAAUGAGUUCAUUGUGUGAAAUAUAUAUUUUCUUUAUUCAAAUUUUGUAAAAUCUGCCAAACAGAUCUCCAAUUUAAGCACAAUGUUUAUACUAUUUGGUUUAUAACUGAAGUGUAUAUUACUAUUGGUUUUGUGAACUUAAAAAAAAAAGGAAACUUCACAUUUAUUGCCACAUUUGUUAAUUUUUUUGCUAAGUCUGUGUGAGAGUUCGUGAAAUUGUGAGUAUAUUGUGAGAGACAUGCAUGCACCUUUCUUUCUAUUUUUACAUGCUUUUACAUUCCUGCUUUUAGAUGACGUAUAAUUGAAAGAUCAUGUCCAGUGUUUCCAUGUGCAGAAAAAUGUCUCUUUCUUUUGCUUAACUCGAACCAGUCAGUGCCACACAGCAUUAAGGCUGAUCAGGUGUACAUAAAGCAGUCAGUCAUGCUGGCGGAUAUGCAAGCAGGGGGAAGUGUGACAUAGAAAGUACUGUCAUGUCCUUGACCUAAGGUUCUGCUUCAUGUCAUUGGACAAACCCAGAUUGUGUGUUUGUCCCAUGUUACUUAAAUUAGGAAGGAGUUAUUUUCAUUUUUGUGUUCUUAUAGGGCUAAUUGUGUCACUUUAAGCGUCUGAAAUCUUAAUCUCUCAUAGUUGUGUUUUAAAAAAGAAAAAGGAAAAAGCCUUUAUUUGCAUGGUUUGGCUCUCUUAAAACAUGAAACGUGUUUUUGGAGGCACUGUUAAGGUUUAUUUUAAUGCUUGGUCUACUUUGUUUUUAGGGGGAUACACUUUUCCUUCAGUCAUUGCAGUCUGUUCUUCAGUGAUAGCCAUUUUGCAGCUUUGUGCAUUUGCUAAGAUUUUUUUUAUGAAAUGUGGUGACAGACUUGGGCCAUUUUGUUCAGUGUCAGUCUUGGAAAUUUGAGUGGGAGAGUUUUGCCCAUAGCUCUCUGGUAGCAAAGGGCAGAUGUGUGUUGUGUUUGUUUGUUUGUUUGUGUGUGUGUGUGUGAGAGAGAGAGCGAGAGAGAGAGAGAGCGAGAGAGAGAGAGAGAGAGAGAGAGAGAGAGAGAGAGAGAGAGAAAACCUAAGCAAGUUUGUCUAUCUUAGCAUCUGUGCUAGGGAGGGGUUUCCUUUGCUAUUCUUCAGGAAAAAACAAAACAAAAAACAUAACCCUCUUCCUUUAACACUCUGAUUCAACUCAUUACAUUUAACACCUUUUCAGUAGAGACACCGUGAUAGCAGACAAGCAUCAUUUGCUAAAUGUAGGUGGAGUGCAAGAGACAAUGGUUACAGGAGAUAGAGAGAGAGAGAGAGAGAGAGAGAGAGAGAGAGAGAGAGAGAGAGAGAGAGAUACACAGGGAGCGAGAGAGAGAAAUGGUAGCCUAAAUAUUAUUUUGGUCUCUGUGAUCAUUCUCACUAAUGUAUAAGGGUCAUGGGAUUUGGCUCUUGUAUGACAGAGUGCACCGUCAUUAUUUGUAAGCUAGAAGUCUUUGCCCUGCUUUGCCAGUGACGUCCCCUCUCUGGUACAGUGUGUCACAGGUUAUUGUACAUGUGCCUGGACUCAUGCUUGAUUACCUCUGUGUGUGUGUGUGUGUGUGUGUGUGUGUGUGUGUGUGUGUG
This is a messenger RNA of Electrophorus electricus (electric eel), 10711 nucleotides long. It is a transcript of the gene grin2bb, whose product is annotated as glutamate receptor, ionotropic, N-methyl D-aspartate 2B, genome duplicate b. Gene Ontology annotation, molecular function: ligand-gated monoatomic ion channel activity; signaling receptor activity. Lineage: Eukaryota; Metazoa; Chordata; Actinopteri; Gymnotiformes; Gymnotidae. Gene Ontology annotation, cellular component: membrane. Gene Ontology annotation, biological process: monoatomic ion transport. The record is from RefSeq and is a predicted model, not a curated record.